CGCUCCGUCCGCCCUCCGCGCGCGGCCCGGGCCGGCCGAGAGCCGUGACCAGCCCGCCGCCGCCGCCGCCCCCGGCCUCGCGAGGCGGAGUCCGGGCGGCCCGCUCCCUAGCGAGGAGGCGCCGUCGGCGGCCUGGCCUGUGACGGAAAUAAAUAGAGAAACAGAUAUAUUUAUUGGUACUAUUUUGUUUGGUGGCAAAAAGGAAAAAUGGCGAACGACUCCCCUGCAAAAAGUCUGGUGGACAUCGACCUCUCCUCCCUGCGGGAUCCUGCUGGGAUUUUUGAGCUGGUGGAAGUGGUUGGAAAUGGCACCUAUGGACAAGUCUAUAAGGGUCGACAUGUUAAAACUGGUCAGCUGGCGGCCAUCAAAGUUAUGGAUGUCACUGAGGAUGAAGAGGAAGAAAUCAAACUGGAGAUAAAUAUGCUGAAGAAAUAUUCUCAUCAUAGAAAUAUUGCAACAUAUUAUGGUGCUUUCAUUAAGAAGAGCCCUCCAGGACAUGAUGACCAGCUCUGGCUUGUUAUGGAGUUCUGCGGGGCUGGGUCCAUUACAGACCUUGUGAAGAACACCAAAGGGAACACACUCAAGGAAGACUGGAUAGCUUACAUCUCCAGAGAAAUCCUGAGGGGACUGGCACAUCUUCAUAUCCAUCACGUGAUUCACCGGGACAUCAAGGGCCAGAAUGUAUUGUUGACUGAGAAUGCAGAGGUGAAACUUGUUGAUUUUGGUGUGAGUGCUCAGCUGGACCGGACAGUUGGGAGGAGAAAUACAUUCAUAGGCACCCCCUACUGGAUGGCUCCUGAGGUCAUUGCCUGUGAUGAGAACCCAGAUGCCACCUACGAUUACAGAAGUGACCUUUGGUCUUGUGGCAUUACAGCCAUUGAAAUGGCAGAAGGUGCUCCCCCUCUCUGUGACAUGCAUCCAAUGAGAGCACUGUUUCUCAUUCCCAGAAACCCUCCUCCCAGGCUGAAGUCAAAAAAAUGGUCAAAGAAAUUUUUUAGUUUUAUAGAAGGGUGCCUGGUGAAGAAUUACAUGCAGCGGCCCUCCACCGAGCAGCUUUUGAAACAUCCUUUUAUAAGGGAUCAGCCAAAUGAAAGGCAAGUUAGAAUCCAGCUUAAGGACCACAUAGACCGGACCAGAAAGAAGAGAGGAGAGAAAGAUGAAACCGAAUAUGAGUACAGCGGGAGUGAGGAAGAAGAGGAAGAAGUGCCUGAGCAGGAAGGAGAGCCAAGCUCCAUUGUCAACGUGCCUGGUGAGUCGACGCUUCGUCGGGAUUUCUUGAGACUGCAACAGGAGAACAAGGAACGUUCCGAGGCUCUUCGGAGACAGCAGCUACUGCAGGAGCAACAGCUCCGGGAGCAAGAAGAAUAUAAAAGGCAGCUGCUGGCAGAGAGGCAGAAACGGAUUGAGCAGCAGAAAGAACAGAGGCGGAGGCUGGAAGAGCAACAAAGGAGAGAACGUGAAGCUAGAAGGCAGCAAGAACGUGAACAGCGAAGGAGAGAACAAGAAGAGAAGAGGCGUCUGGAGGAACUGGAAAGAAGACGUAAAGAAGAAGAAGAGAGGAGACGGGCAGAGGAAGAAAAGAGGAGAGUUGAAAGAGAACAGGAGUAUAUCAGGCGACAGCUAGAAGAGGAGCAGCGGCACUUGGAAAUCCUUCAGCAGCAGCUGCUCCAGGAGCAGGCCAUGUUACUGGAGUGCCGAUGGCGGGAGAUGGAGGAGCACCGGCAGGCAGAGAGGCUCCAGAGGCAGUUGCAACAAGAACAAGCAUAUCUCCUGUCUCUACAGCAUGACCACAGGAGGCCGCACCCGCAGCAGCAGCAGCCACCGCAGCAGGAAAGGAGCAAGCCAAGCUAUCACGCUCCAGAGCCUAAGCCCCACUAUGAGCCCACUGACAGAACCCGAGAGGUGGAAGAUAGAUUUAGGAAAACUAACCACAGCUCCCCUGAAGCCCAGUCUAAGCAGACAGGCAGAGUAUUGGAGCCACCAGUGCCUUCCAGAUCAGAGUCUUUUUCCAAUGGCAACUCCGAGUCUGUGCAUCCUGCCCUGCAGAGACCAGCUGAGCCACAGGUACAGUGGUCCCACCUGGCAUCUCUCAAGAACAAUGUUUCCCCUGUCUCGCGAUCCCAUUCCUUCAGUGACCCUUCUCCUCCCAAAUUUGCACACCACCAUCUUCGCUCUCAGGACCCAUGUCCACCUUCCCGCAGUGAGGUGCUAAGUCAGAGUUCUGACUCUAAGUCGGAGGUACCUGACCCCACCCAAAAGGCUUGGUCUAGAUCAGACAGUGACGAGGUGCCUCCAAGGGUUCCUGUGAGGACAACAUCUCGUUCCCCUGUUCUGUCACGUCGGGAUUCCCCACUGCAAGGCAGUGGACAGCAAAAUAGCCAAGCAGGUCAAAGAAACUCCACCAGCAGUAUUGAGCCCAGGCUGCUGUGGGAGAGAGUGGAGAAGCUGGUGCCCAGGCCCGGCAGUGGCAGCUCCUCAGGGUCCAGCAACUCAGGAUCCCAGCCUGGGUCCCACCCUGGGUCUCAGAGCGGCUCUGGGGAGCGCUUCAGAGUGAGAUCGUCAUCCAAAUCUGAAGGCUCUCCAUCUCAGCGCCUCGAAAAUGCAGUGAAAAAAUCUGAAGAUAAAAAGGAAGUUUUUAGACCUCUCAAGCCUGCUGGUGAAGUGGAUUUGACUGCACUGGCCAAAGAACUUCGAGCAGUGGAAGAUGUGCGACCGCCACACAAAGUGACAGACUACUCCUCAUCCAGUGAAGAGUCAGGGACAACAGAUGAAGAAGAUGAUGAUGUAGAACAAGAAGGAGCUGAGGAACCCACCUCUGGACCCGAGGACACCAGAGCAGCGUCAUCUCUGAAUUUGAGCAAUGGUGAAACAGAAUCCGUGAAAACCAUGAUUGUCCAUGAUGAUGUAGAAAGUGAACCAGCCAUGACUCCAUCCAAGGAGGGCACUCUAAUCGUCCGCCAGAGUACAGUUGACCAAAAGCGCGCCAGCCAUCAUGAGAGCAAUGGCUUUGCCGGUCGCAUUCACCUCUUGCCAGAUCUCUUACAGCAAAGCCAUUCCUCCUCCACUUCCUCCACCUCUUCCUCCCCAUCCUCCAGCCAGCCGACACCCACCAUGUCCCCACAGACACCCCAGGACAAGCUCACUACUAAUGAGACUCAGUCCGCUAGUAGCACACUCCAGAAACACAAAUCUUCCUCCUCCUUUACACCUUUUAUAGACCCCAGAUUACUACAGAUUUCUCCAUCUAGUGGGACAACAGUGACUUCUGUGGUGGGAUUUUCCUGUGAUGGAAUGAGACCAGAAGCCAUAAGGCAAGAUCCUACCCGGAAGGGCUCAGUGGUCAAUGUGAAUCCCACUAACACUAGGCCACAGAGUGACACCCCAGAGAUUCGUAAAUAUAAGAAGAGAUUUAACUCCGAGAUUCUGUGUGCUGCCUUAUGGGGAGUGAAUUUGUUAGUGGGUACAGAGAGUGGCCUGAUGCUGCUGGACAGAAGUGGCCAAGGGAAGGUAUAUCCUCUGAUCAACAGAAGACGAUUUCAGCAAAUGGAUGUCCUUGAAGGCUUGAAUGUCUUGGUGACAAUAUCUGGCAAAAAAGAUAAGUUACGUGUCUACUAUUUGUCUUGGUUACGAAAUAAAAUACUUCACAAUGAUCCAGAAGUUGAGAAGAAGCAGGGAUGGACAACCGUGGGGGAUUUGGAAGGAUGUGUACACUAUAAAGUUGUAAAAUAUGAAAGAAUCAAAUUUCUGGUAAUUGCUUUGAAGAGUUCUGUGGAGGUCUAUGCGUGGGCACCCAAGCCAUAUCACAAAUUUAUGGCCUUUAAGUCAUUUGGAGAAUUGGUACAUAAGCCAUUACUGGUGGAUCUCACUGUUGAGGAAGGCCAGAGGUUGAAAGUGAUCUAUGGAUCCUGUGCUGGAUUUCAUGCUGUUGAUGUGGAUUCAGGAUCAGUCUAUGACAUUUAUCUACCAACACAUGUAAGAAAGAACCCACACUCUAUGAUCCAGUGUAGCAUCAAACCCCAUGCAAUCAUCAUCCUCCCCAACACAGAUGGCAUGGAGCUUCUGGUGUGCUAUGAAGAUGAAGGGGUUUAUGUGAAUACCUAUGGAAGAAUCACCAAGGAUGUGGUUCUGCAAUGGGGAGAGAUGCCAACAUCUGUAGCAUAUAUUCGAUCGAAUCAGACGAUGGGCUGGGGAGAAAAGGCCAUAGAGAUCCGAUCUGUGGAAACUGGUCACUUGGAUGGUGUGUUUAUGCACAAAAGGGCUCAAAGACUAAAAUUCUUAUGUGAACGCAAUGACAAGGUGUUCUUCGCCUCCGUUCGGUCUGGUGGCAGCAGUCAGGUUUAUUUCAUGACAUUAGGCAGGACUUCCCUUCUGAGCUGGUAGAAGCAUUGUGAUGAGGAUUGCUGGCCCCCAGAGUCUUCAAUGAGAUCCUGAGAACUUGGAAUUCCUUGCAACUGGAGCUCAGAGCUGCACCGGUGUAGUCCAGGACAGUUGUGUAUGCAGACACCACGUGUGGGGUGUUUCGUUUCGUUUCAUUUCCUUUCUGCACCUCUUACCAGUUUAUCCCCCUUCUCUUCUUUCCCCUACUCAAAAAUAAAUCAAGGCUGCAAUGCAGCUGGUGCUGUUCACAUUCUA
This is a messenger RNA of Prionailurus viverrinus (fishing cat), 4632 nucleotides long. RefSeq names its product mitogen-activated protein kinase kinase kinase kinase 4 (gene MAP4K4). The transcript is spliced from 33 exons. The record is from RefSeq and is a predicted model, not a curated record. Gene Ontology annotation, biological process: protein phosphorylation. NCBI's taxonomy places the organism in Eukaryota, Metazoa, Chordata, Mammalia, Carnivora, Felidae. Gene Ontology annotation, molecular function: ATP binding; protein kinase activity. Bases 208 to 4380 code for a protein of 1390 amino acids.